Molecule: messenger RNA, 6690 nt
Organism: Penaeus indicus
Lineage: Eukaryota; Metazoa; Arthropoda; Malacostraca; Decapoda; Penaeidae
Gene: ClC-b
Product: H(+)/Cl(-) exchange transporter 7-like
Exons: 16
Coding region: 853-3369 (838 amino acids)
Biological process (GO): transmembrane transport; chloride transport
Cellular component (GO): intracellular membrane-bounded organelle; lysosomal membrane
Molecular function (GO): voltage-gated chloride channel activity
Source: RefSeq, a predicted model, not a curated record
UCUGUGGAAUUUUGAUGACUUGGAAGAAUGGAACUGUUAUCUUGCUUAUCAUUAAGGACUGUCGUGUUCUUAUCUUUCCCUUAUAUUUUUUUUCUAUAAUUCCUAAAAGUGUGUCAAAGCAGUUACUUUGGAUAACUAAUAACUUAUUUUUAACAGAAUAUUUAAGCCAUUUAUUUUGUAGAGUGUUUGAAACAACGACAAGAAGGAAGGUUAGAAAGAUGGGAGGAAAGGAAAGAGGGAGUGGGGGAUGUGGAAGGAAUGUGACAGGAAGGGGAAGUAAAGGACUGAGGAGGGAAGUUGGGAAGGAAAGAAGGAAGUUGGGAAGGAAGGAAGAAAGGAAGGAAGGAAGAAAGGAAGGAAGGAAGAAAGGAAGGCAGGAAGAAAGGAAGGCAGGAAGGAAGGAAGGCAGGAAGGAAGGAAGGCAGGAAGGAAGGAAGGCAGGAAGGAAGGAAAGCAGGAAGGCAGGAAGGCAGGAAGGAAGGAAGGCAGGAAGGAAGGAAAGAAAGAAAGAUUAACUGACUGACUGACUGACGAAAUAAAGAAGAACAAAUGGAAAGAAGGAGGGAAGAAAAAGUGAGAUAAGGAGAAAUAUGAAAAAUUAAUUUAGAUGUGUAUUUUUUCAUUUGAUUAUUUUUUGAGAGAGAGAUACAAGAAACAAUGCCCAAAGUGAUAUAACCUUUUCCACCAGAUAAGCUAUCUUGAAUGGCACUCCCAUGCCAUUGUAUUUAUUGGACAUGUACCCUUUCACAAUGCUAGUCUAUCAGGGAAAGCUUGAUAUACAACUGUUCAAUCCAGCCAUUACAAUGGGGCUUUCUGAAUAUAGGCUUAGUAGUUUUUGUGGCAAAAAGGACAAUGGAUUUACAGCAAGGAUUUCUGAGAUUUAAAAAGAGAUUUUUGACCAAGAAGAAAGACAACGAACAGGAAAUGGUGACUAUGAAUCACCAAAUUGAUCUAAAAGGAAGAACAUUUGAAAAGAGAAAUCAAUCAGCCCAGCACUAUGUGAAUGGGCUGAAUGCACCUGAGGACGAGAACCUAGAGGCUGAAUCUCAUGAGGAUGAUUUGGCGAAUGAGAAUACUGUUGAUGGAGGGAAUGUAGGUGGUGAGGACAGUGAUGAACGUGGGACUGCGCGUGCAAGUACAUUUUAUGUAGACCAGCAAGAGAGUCCGGCGCAUGAGGACCGUGGGCAGCUAAACCUUUUGUCUGCAGCAUUUGAGAGUCUGGAUUAUGACACCUGCAUCAACUCUGUCUGGCUGGAUGAAGAAAGAACAAAAGGCUACACCUUCAUCGUGAAAAAGGAUGCUGCCCGUUGGCUUGUCGUCCUUAUAACCGGGGUGCUGACGGCACUUGUGGCCUGUGCAAUUGACAUCACAAUAGAGUGGUUGUCCAAGUUCAAAUACUCGUGGUUAAAACAAUAUACGGAUGAGGGUGUGGAAAAUAAUACUCUUGCUAUUCCUUUUUUCCUUUGGGGUGCGUUAAAUGUUGGCCCAGUCUUAAUAGCAGCAUUUUUAGGGUCUUAUGUUGAGCCUGUGGCAGCAGGAAGUGGAAUCCCCCAGGUGAAGUGCUACCUUAAUGGUGUGAAGGUUCCCCGUGUGGUAAGAAUAAAGACGCUCGCAAGCAAGGCCUUUGGCGUUACAAUGUCAGUGCUUGGAGGAUUGGCUGUAGGAAAGGAAGGUCCAAUGAUUCACUCGGGUGCUGUCAUAGCAGCGGGAGUUUCUCAGGGCAAGACGACCUCCUUCCAGCGGGACUUUGGUUUCUUUGAGUACUUUCGAGAGGACCAUGAGAAGAGAGAUUUUGUGUCUGCUGGUGCUGCUGCGGGUGUAGCUGCAGCAUUUGGUGCCCCUGUUGGUGGCGUGUUGUUCUCCUUGGAGGAAGGUGCAAGUUUCUGGAACCAGAGCCUCACUUGGAGAGUGUUCUUCGGAGCCAUGAUGUCUGUCUUUACACUUAACUUGGUCCUAUCAGCAUACAAUGGUGUUCCUGGAAAGCUGGCAUACAAUGGACUCCUAAACUUCGGCAAAUUUGACGACCUCACAUACGAGAUCUGGGAGUUCAUUCCUUUCCUCCUGAUGGGUAUCAUGGGAGGCUUGCUCGGUGCUUUGUACAACCACAUCAACUUCAAACUCACCGCAUUUAGGAUGAAGUACAUAAAUAGGCCAUGGCGUAAAAUUGUUGAAGCUGUGUUUGUAGCUUUCAUGACAGCUGUUGUUGCCUUCCUCAUGAUUUACUUACUUCAUGAUUGCCGUGAAAUUGACACCAAGUCCUCUGAGUACCCAAUUCAGAUGUUUUGCAAGUAUGGAGAAGAAAAUGCAGCAGCUGCUAUCUGGUUCCAGACACCAGAGAAGAGUGUUCGUUCUCUCUUUCAUGAUCCAACUGACUCGUUUUCAUGGACAACCUUGGGAGUGUUCUUCACCUGCUACUUCUUCCUGGCUUGCUGGACAUAUGGCCUUGGUAUCCCAUCAGGCCUUUUCAUCCCAACACUUCUGUGUGGUGCUGCCUGGGGUCGCCUUGUAGGAAAGCUUAUGUCCCUGCUCUUCCCAGAUCAGGCUUGGGCUGAUGAAGGCAAGUAUGCUCUUGUGGGAGCUGGAGCAAUGCUGGGUGGUGUCGUGCGCAUGACACUGAGUCUGACAGUCAUCUUGAUGGAGUGUGUCGGCAACAUUACCUUCGGCUUGCCACUGAUGAUCGUGUUGAUGGUAGCCAAAUGGGUUGGGGACUUUUUCAAUGAGGGCUUGUAUGAUAUUCACAUUCAGAUGACUGGUGUACCAAUUAUGGCAUGGGAGGCCCCACCUCUCUCAAAUAAUAUUUAUGCCUCGGAAGUGAUGAAUCGUCCAGUUGUCUCCCUCCGCACAGUUGAGCGCGUGGGCCGUAUUGUUGCAGUGCUCAAGUCUUAUUCCUACAAUGGCUUUCCAGUGGUUGACUCUCUUCCCACUGGGGAAGAUGAACGUUACUUUAAGUCUUUCGGCACACUAAGAGGGCUCAUUUUACGCUCUCAGCUAACCGUUUUGUUAAAACACAAGAUAUUUAAUGAGAAUGCAGAGAUCUGGCAGGAUGGCAAAGUGGACAUCCACCUGUUCCGGCUCUCAUAUCCUCGCUACUACACCCUAGACCAGGUGAACCUUGACCAGGCAGACAUGAAUUGCACUGUUGACCUGCGACCAUUCAUCAAUCCGUCCCCAUAUUCAGUUAUGGCCUGCACAGCGCUGCCAAGGGUGUUCAAUCUGUUCCGAGCACUGGGUUUGAGACACCUGAUUGUGAUCAACGACAAUAAUGAAGUAGUGGGCAUGGUGACACGCAAGGACUUGGUCAAGUACAGGGUGUGGAAACACAGAGGGCAGAUGGGCCUGGAGGAACUAGUCAUUUAUAAUAAUGUCUGAGAGGUGGGGCAAGUUUACAAAUUGUAUUCUUGUCUGGUAAGUUUGUGAAUGCUAGGUUGUGAAAGAAUUUGUUGUUGGGAGGUUAUUGAGGAAGAAAUUGCUAAUGAUUGCAAACAUUUACAGUAGAUUGGUGUGUAAACAACUAUAUUUCCUAAUUAUCUUUCUCUUCAUUAUUUAUUUUGAUUUUUUAUAUCUUACUUUUUUUGAUAUUUAAAUCCCAAGGUUUUCUAUAUACCCUGUUUUUUAUUUUUAUUUUUUUUGAUGUAGUAAUGAAUAAUAAUGGUGCUUAUGAAUUUUUUCAGUAACCUGAAGGUGUUGCUGAGUAGUAGAUCUUCAGUGUAACUUUAUGUACAUGUUUUAGAAUGCAUUCAUAUUUUUGAAGCAGUGAACCUCUUGUAAGACCCCUGGUUUAGUGUGUUUAAAGAGAGAUGGAAAAGACUUAAAAACCUGAAGUAGAUCUAUUAAUUAUUUAGCAUGUUGUAGGCUUAGGUUGUAUUUAUACAGAUCUUAGUUUUAAAAAAAAAUUGGUUGUAAUUUCUUUCUGAAAGGAAUUAAGCCUGUAUUUGUUGUGAUCUUUAAGAGAAAUUGUUCCAUGUCAGAGAAUAUUAAUUGUUAUAUUGUUGUUGACUAUAUUUAGAAUUUAUAGAUAUUUUUAUAUACAUAUAUUAGGGUUCAUAUGAUCUGACUGGUGUGCAGGGCAUUGUCAUUACCUAGAAAUAGUUGGGAUCAAAAUAAUUCUGAAAUGUUAAAUGUUCAUAAGUGCAGAUGAUUUUAUUGGAAGAUGAAUGUGAAAGUUAGAGACCAGUGAUAUUUUCUGAAUUUAAAGAUACUGUAUACCCAAAUGUAGUGAUUACUUUAUAUAAAGUCAGUGCUAGUGUUUUCAUUAUAUUUCCUGAUGUCACUAAAUUAGUAUGAGAUUUGCCAGCUAUGUCUGUCAUUUAAUGUUAUAACUGAGGUCUGGAGUGAAUUUAUGGGACUUAAUUUGCUAUUCAUUUUAUAGAAUAUUUAAAGUGCUUUUAUAUACAUUAACAGUGUUAAAGGGAUAGAGGUUAUUUGUACUCUUAUGUAUUCAUUGGAGAAAAUUAAGUUUCUCUGCAUAUUUCUAGGUGAUAGAGAGUGCCCUGUUAUAUGUGACUUAAGGUUACACAUAAAGAGGCUCUUUUGACAAAGGAUCUUGUAGUUUUGUAGUUUAUGUGCCAGAAAUUAAGUUAUAUUGUUAAGUAUUUGAAAUCAGUACCUUUCACAUUUCAUUACUCCUACAAAGUGAACUAUUUUUUUUUAUAUUUGAUUAUAUUCUCUUUCAUUCCAUGAAUCCUUCCUUUACUUUUGUUGUUGUUUUUUUCUCCAUCUGUGCCUCAUGUGCACUAUCUCCAACCUACUUAAAAUCUUGUGUCGUGCGUUUUUGAACAUGGAAGGAAAUAACAUAAUUGUAGGAAGAUUAUUAUUAUUAUUAUUAUUAUUUUUUUUGUUUGAUUGGGUAUUGCCUGAAUAAAAAUUUCCUUCAUAUAAGCAUUAGAACAUCAUCUUAUGUGUAUGUGUUAAUAUAAUGUAAAGCCUUAGUUUAUAUAAAUUUAGGGCUUGGGGAAAGGGAGAGACAAGAAGCCCACUUAAAGGUACUACAUUGCGUAUGUUAUAAACAUUUUCAGUUACAUAUUCAGGUAAUUACUAUUGGAAUUGUGAUGGGAGAUUAGAAAGUUUAUUAAUUGUAUUGUUAAGAUGCAUAAAUUAAUAGUUAUAAUUAGGGAUGAAUAGUGUUACUUGUACUUUUUGGAAUUUUUCUUCUUGAAAAUCUUAAUAGACUAAUAGUUAGAAGUUCAGUUAUUGGCUAAAUAGAUUUCAAAUUGUUUGAAUCAGCAGCUAUCUUGUUUAAUGUCAGAAUGUACAACAUUUAAGGCCUUAUGGGGACGUCUUUGACAUUCAUGUUGCAUUUUUGUGUAGUCUAAUAUUAGAAUUUCAGUGAGACGGGGUAACAUUUUUUAGAAAUUAUGAAUAUUAGAUUUGUACUGAAACUGAUGAGUGUGAUAGUUAUUGAAGCUCUUUUGUAUUGCAUAAAAUAUAUCAAUUUUUUUAGCAAGUGGUUCUGGUAAAGUGCUCUAAUAAAUUUUUAGUUUCAAUAACAAAAUACCUCAGAAGGUACAAAGAUCAGCUGCAUGCUAUGAAAAUAUUAGGAACCUCGAAGGAGGUAUCAUUUUCCCUAACACAAAACUGUAAACCUUCACGAUGGGUCAGAAUAUCCCUUACAAAUGAUUCUUGGUGUCUUCCAAUACUUUUUGCCAGGGACAGAACACACAGCCUUAACUAGUACUACAGAUCAUUCCAUUUUGAUAUAGUGAACUGUAGAAUAAUUUUUACUGUGCUGUUUUUAUUAUCUUAUGAUUAUAUUGAUGAAACAGAAAUUGCUUUUCAGAUUUCCAAAGAAUUUUAUACAGUAGAAUAGCAUCCUUAUUGUUUAGAUAAAGGAUGCACAAAUUUGCAGAAAGGCAUUUGCAUACACAUUAACAUAAGCACGUUACUGUUAGAUGGAGGAGAAAGCUGUUGAUUAAAAGUCUUUAGGGAGAAUGACAAGUGUAAUACAAAAUUGCUGAAGAAUUAUAUUAAAUACAACUCGAGUGCGUUUUUGGUUCUUUAUGUGAUGCAGAUUUAGACAUGUUUUUUUAAUUUUAAUAAAGAAUAUGAAAACAUUUUGACUGCUGAAAUUCAAAACUAAGAUAACGAGAAGUGUUGUUUUCAGAAUAUUUUAACUUUGUUAAUUACUGAGUACUAGUCGUUUUUUAUUACUGGGCUGUAAUAGUGAUAGAAUCCAUUACAGAAAUGCAUGACCAAAAGAGGACCUAAGGAAGGGACUGCUAACAUAUUUGUAUAUCAUUCCAUAAUAUAACUUGGUAAUAUAGAACAACUCAGGUGACACAGUCUACUUAAGACAGAAGAGUAGAGCAGGUGACAUUUGUACUAAAGGCAAAGUAAACACAAAUAUGAAAUGCAAUUUUUCAUGUAUUAUUUUCAUAUAUGUUGUAAACUAAUUUGUCUAGUCAAGAGGUAUUAUGUGUAUGACUAGUAUGCGAUCAUGAGAGAGUGAUAUUAGCUGAAAUUAAACUCAAGUUGUGAGGGAAAACAAAAAGAUUAUGUAUAGAAUAGAUGUCUGUGAUUUAUAACUAUUUUGAUGAAAAUGUCGUUUCUUAUCAAACUUUUACAAGGACCAAUGCUCGUUUUUUUGUGAUGUUCCUUUGCAUUUUGUAUUUAUUUCGUUUGGCUGUAUGCUAAAAUUAUUUGUAAUAUAAUAUCUAAUGUAUCCAGAAAAUAUAUGAUAAAAGAGUUUAUUGA